CCUUUUCGUUUCAUCAUCACACUCUCUGCUUUAAUCUGACACAGCAGACAUUAAUCCCCUUCUGUUUUUGCACUCUUAAUUCUCCUCCUAAAAGUUGUCGCGUUGAGGAUGAAGUGGUGCUGAUGCGGCAGAGAUUACUAGUUUGGUUUGGUUUCCCUGCGGCGACGCCACUUUGGGUGUGUGAAAAAGUGGGUGGAGUCACUCAGGCUUGUGUAUGAUUGCGUGGAUGAGAUCAGCUCUUCAUCACUGUGUGGCAUCACGGCCGACAUGGGGGCACACUCUGGGAAUUUUCCAUCCACUUUGGAGGAGCUACAUAUUUGAGCAGCGCCGGUGAAGAGGCACUAGGAAAACAAGUGCAAAAAAAAAAAAAAGUCACAUUGAGUUUCAGAGAAGAAGAAGAGGGACAACGAGGGUGGACACGUGGGGGGGGGUCGGGUGAUGGGUAACUGCACCAAAUCCUCCGUGAAAGACAAAAUGAAGAAGGACAGAGAGCUGAGACCAGAAGAGAUGGAUGAGCUCCGUGAGGCCUUUUUGGAGUUUGAUAAGAACAAAGAUGGCUACAUCAGUCACAAAGACCUGGGAGAGUGCAUGCGGACCAUGGGAUACAUGCCCACAGAGAUGGAGCUCAUAGAGCUCAGUCAGCAGAUUUGUGGGGGCAAAGUGGACUUUGAAGACUUUGUGGAGCUGAUGGGGCCCAAAAUGCUUGCAGAGACCGCAGACAUGAUUGGAGUCAAAGAACUGCGGGAUGCAUUCAAAGAGUUUGACUCCAAUGGCGACGGUCAGAUCAGUUUAACGGAGCUACGUGAGGCCAUGAAGAAACUGAUGGGGGAACAAGUGACCAACAGAGAGAUUAACGAGAUACUCCGGGACGUCGACCUGAACGGAGACGGUUUGGUGGACUUUGAAGAGUUUGUGCGAAUGAUGUCGCGCUGAUGUGCACCAUGCGGGAAUGUUGUCACGCGACAACACACACGGGAAUACACUCCUUUCUUUGUUUGAAGCUUCAGAGUUAUAUUUUUACAGAAAAUAUUCAAAAAUAUUCAUUAAAAAGUGAAUUGUGAAUUCUAGGACAGCAGAAAAUGACGUGCAUAUAUGGGCUAAAGUGUUUUUAAAGUGCUUUUCUGCAGCAUGGCUCAAAGCCAGGUCCAUAAAAGCGUGCUUGGAUCAGUUUGGUGUGGAAGAACCCCAUCAAACACUGUUGGGACUCUCUCAGGUCCAACAUCAGUGACCUCUGACAUCUUUAAUGGUCUAGUUUUACUAUUUCCACACCCAGGCGUCCAAAUACUUUAGUCCAUAUAACACAGUACAGCAGGGGUCACCAACGUCUUUCCUUGUGAGAGUUACUUGUACAAAAUGAAAAUGGCCAAGAGCUACUCAUUUUUGUAACAUUUAUUUUCAGAGCUUAUUUUAAACCCAAACAAAGCGAAUAUGCUUGUUUUACCAGAACAUGAACAAAAUGCUGGUGUCCGCAACUCACAUUUUGUAUUUCAGAAUGCAUUUCUUUCUACUGUUCUUUCAUUAUUAACUGAAAACCUGAAUGAAAAGCAGGCUUGCGGGCACCUCAUGUGGUCGUGGGGGGCUACCUGGUGCCCGUGGGCACAACGUUGGUGACCCCUGCACUACAGAAAGUCACGGCAUAGCUGACUUGGUGUUGAUGUGUUUUUAUACAUCAGUUGUUUGUUGGGAGUGUAAAAUUGCUUGUAAAUCAAUUAAAAAAAAGAACUUUUAUUAAUAAAAAUGUAACAACUCCACCGAUUCUGUCAGAGAUUGAAAAGAAACUGACAUAACUCAUUUAGAGAGGUUUCUUUCCCUUCAAAGAGCAACAUUUAACAUUUCAGGAACAAAUUUAGUAAAUAUUUGGGUGUUUGUCUCUUAAAUGUUGAUUUAUCCAAAAUGUAAGUAAAUGUGGAAUGCUAUCGUAGAGCUAAUUUUGUCAAAUUUACCUUCAUUCUUACACAUUUUCUGUUAAAAUUAGCUGGAUUUGUAUCUUUAUUUUUUGUGUCUUAUAUUGUUUGAAUAUCAUAAGUGAUUUUUCGGGAGCUAAGCAAGUUAAUUUUUUGUUGACACUUCGAGUGUGGAUACAAUUGUUAUCAAACAGACGUCGUUUUAGGGUCCAGGGUAUUGUUUUUGUUAAAUUUGCAUUCAUUGGGCCAGUGGCGGUUGUAGCUGUGGGCCAUGUGGGCAGUUGUCCACAGGGCGGCAUUAUUUUGUGCUCAGCGCUCAUUUGCUCAUCAGAGGGCGUGUGUGCAUGUCAAAUGGACGCCCCCUGCAGGCGGGAAGAUAGCGCCCCAUGCUUAGACGUUGAGGAUCAUACCAAAACAAGUAUUGGGGGUAAAUUCACCACUGGGCCUAAGCCCUAAACUUUAAAAAGUAAAUUACAACCGUAAUUGCUUAAAAAUAAAACAUUUCAUUCUUAAUAUUGCAUGAUAUUGAAUACAUGGCAAACCAAGAGCCUCAAACAUAUGUUAUUUCACUACGAAAAUGUUAAAUAAGGAGCUAUAAUGCUAAUGGUGAGUAAUAUGAGUUGGUUUAGCUUUGACGGCUACGGUAUUGAUCAAGGACUCUAAAAUGUGUAAGUUGGUCGAAUGAGAACGACUUCCGUAAUACGCCAUGCACAGGUUUGGCUGCCAUGAUGGUGAGCAGAAUCCAGAAACAUUGCAUUGUGAACGUGUACUCGACACACUGUUACGCCAUUAACUGCGGCAGUAGAGUGUCCAAAAGACCAGAUUUGUCAUGUUGCAGGUUUCCCAAAGACAAAGGCAGGUAUGUGUGAUAAAAACGUUGCAGAUUUAUAACACUGGUUGUUGUAAAUAAACAAGACAGUGGACAAGAGUCACAAAGUGUAUAUUGUGUGGGACGUAUAUAUAUAUAUAUUCAUAUUCGCUAUACUCUCUAUAUUCAUUCAUUUCAUCAAAUUGUACAUACUGUGCAUUACUUUAUAUUUUACUCUCGGCUCAGAGCCAGUGAAUACAUUGUACACUGUUGUGCGCCUUAGCCCCGCCCACCUCCCUUGCGUACCAUCAUGGCGGACUUUCUGCGCUACGGCGUACUGCACUCUGUUCCAUUCAUUUACAACUUACUCACCACACGGUAUAGAUUGUGGGAGAUGAUGGCUGCGUUCCAAUAGCGGUGGAAGUCGCCUUUGCUGACUUGCCCUUGGCACUUGCCCUCGGGGGAAUCCCCACCGCCGUCACAAAGAUAAAAAAGGUAGGUAUCGCAUCAGUUUAAGUAUAUUAUAAAUAUGCUAACGUUACCUGGUGGCUAACUGCGGUUCAUUUGUUUUCUUGACUGAGAGGUUUUACACCAGA
Messenger RNA from Dunckerocampus dactyliophorus (ringed pipefish), 3308 nucleotides. It is a transcript of the gene cabp2b, whose product is annotated as calcium binding protein 2b. The coding region runs from base 439 to 933 and encodes 164 amino acids. The record is from RefSeq and is a predicted model, not a curated record. The transcript has 6 exons. NCBI's taxonomy places the organism in Eukaryota, Metazoa, Chordata, Actinopteri, Syngnathiformes, Syngnathidae. Gene Ontology annotation, molecular function: calcium ion binding.